GCCGUUAGCUCGCCUCCAUUUGAUCGACGACGACUAAACGUUGAACUCUGAGGAAGAAGCUACAAUUUCGAAAACUAUUUGACUACAAAUCAGUAAAUUACAGCAGUUUACGUUCUGUUUCGUGAAACUGUAUUGUAAUACGUUUUCACAAGUGAUAUUUUUAUUCGGUUAUAUCGUUUAUAUCGACGUUAACAGAAGAGCGGUUUCCAGCUACAAUCGACCUGCCUGUGGCAGAAAACAAAACAAUGGCCAAGGAAGCAGCCUCACACUCUGAGAUGGCUCAUGCUCGUCAGACGGAUGGCAUCAAUGUGAUCUUUGACAAGGAGAGCCCUUGCUCAUCUCACUCUCGUUCUCAAUCCAGAAGCAGCUCUGCCAGCAGCCGCUCCUCUGGCAAUUCCAGGGGACGUGACACCCGCAGGAGACAUAACAGGUCCUCAUCUUCAUCUAGCAGCUCACCCUCUUCUCGCUCCAGGUCUCGCUCUCACCCUCGUUGCCACAGACCAUCCUCCUGUUGUCGCUGUGAUGACCAUCGCAGAUAUGGCCGUGGUCGUGACCGCUGUUCACCGCCACGACGAUACAGGGCAUACUCCCGCUCCUACAGCCGCUCACGUUCACCAGACAGUUACUCAAGUCGCAGACGCUAUAGGUUCCACUACAGGUCCAGGUCCCGGUCCAGGUCACCCAGCCGCUGGAGUAGGGAGAGGAGACAUGUGCGCCAGUACAGAUCAAGAUUUCCCCCAUCCCCACCCAAAUCUUACAGGAGCCGGUCGAGAUCCAGAUCAUCUGGACACUCUGCCAGUUUGAGUUUGCAUGAUAAAAAAGCACUCCUCGAAGCGGCGAAGUCCAAUGCCAUGAAGAUAUUGGGAGUGGAGAAGCUAGACCUACCUGAGAGUGUGAAGCCUAUCCUAUCAGAGCAGUCAGCAGAGUCCGAACGGGUGUCACCAGAGCCAGAGACAAGGGUGAGACAAGGCCCAAAAAAGACUGCAUCACAGAGCAGCGACGUGGAGUCUGAUGACAUGUCCAGCCCAAACACAUCCCCAAAAAGAAAGAUCAUCUCUUUCAGCAUUAAUAAUUCUGUGGCUAAACCAACUGUGGUAGCUCCAUCUUGUGCUAAGGUAACUCCCAGAGUGGACAGCUAUGAAAGCAGGAAGCCCUACGGCCACUGGGUUCCAGUCAGAUCAGGCAGAACCUCCAAUACACGCAAACACACUCUGACCAAGUCACAUUAG
Molecule: messenger RNA, 1229 nt
Organism: Amphiprion ocellaris (clown anemonefish)
Lineage: Eukaryota; Metazoa; Chordata; Actinopteri; Pomacentridae
Gene: rsrp1
Product: arginine/serine-rich protein 1
Exons: 5
Coding region: 246-1229 (327 amino acids)
Source: RefSeq, a predicted model, not a curated record